CUUCUGUUUACACUUGCCUGGGCUGUUUGACAGGAGGAGUGCGUAUUUGUUGGCAAGAGUUGUGUUGUAGACAGUGGCCUGGCUUCUCGAAAUAUCGGACAAUGGACUCCGGCGGCGGAAUACAGAUACCGAGCCGUCUCCCGCUGCUGCUGACCCAUGAAGGGGUGCUCCUCCCGGGUUCCACAGUCAGGUUCAGCGUGGACUCUCCGCGGAACAUGCACCUGGUCAGCCAACGGCUGUUGAAGGGCACUUCUCUGAAAAGCACAAUCAUAGGAGUGAUUCCAAACACCAGAGACCCAGAGAACGACACCGACGACCUCCCCACCUUGCACAAAAUUGGUACAGCGGGGAUAGCAGUGCAGGUGGUGGGCAGCAACUGGCCAAAGCCCCACUACACCCUCCUCAUCACAGGAUUGUGCCGCUUUAGUGUGUCAGGUCUGCUUAAGGAGCGACCCUUUGUCCUGGCAGAGGUGCAGCAAUUGGAUAAACUGGAGCAGUACACGACCCCAGCAACAGAGGGUGUCCCAGCAGAAGAAGGAGAGCUGGGGGAGCUGUCCCACAAGUUCUACCAAGCUGCUGUACAGUUGUUAGGUAUGUUGGACAUGUCCGUUCCAGUGGUGGCUAAGUUCAGGCGUCUGUUGGACAGUCUGCCCAGGGAAGCUCUGCCUGAUGUGUUAGCCUCCAUGAUCCGCACCUCAAACAAGGAGAAACUACAGGUCCUGGAUGCGGUGACUUUGGAGGAGCGAUUUAAGAAGGCUCUGCCCAUGUUGACCAGACAGAUAGAGGGACUAAAACUGAUAAAGAAAACCAGGAAAAUCGGUCCUGACAAUGAGAAAAGGGUGUUAUCGGUGCGUAAAGGUGGAGUGUUCCCGGGCCGGCAGUUCAACCUGGAUGAAGAAGAUGAAGAUGAGGAUGGUGAUGACACUGCAGCCUUGGAAAGGAAGGUCCACGGGGCCAAGAUGUCUGAAGCUGCACUUAGAGUUUGCCUCAAAGAGCUCAAGAGGUUGAAGAAGAUGCCUCAGUCCAUGCCUGAGUAUGCCCUGACCCGAAACUACUUGGAUCUGAUGGUAGAGUUGCCAUGGAGCAAAAGCACCAAAGACUGCCUGGACAUCCGAGCCGCUCGCACUCUAUUGGACAACGAUCACUAUGCCAUGGACAAGCUAAAGAGACGCGUGCUGGAGUACUUGGCUGUUAGACAGCUGAAGACUUCCCUGAAGGGACCCAUCCUCUGCUUUGUGGGGCCUCCAGGAGUCGGUAAGACCAGCGUGGGACGCUCCAUAGCCAGGACUCUGGGCAGAGAGUUUCACCGCAUCGCUUUGGGAGGCGUCUGUGACCAGUCUGACAUCCGCGGACACAGACGCACAUAUGUAGGAAGCAUGCCCGGCCGCAUCAUCAACGGUUUGAAGACAGUGGCCGUCAAUAAUCCUGUGUUCCUCCUGGACGAGGUGGACAAACUGGGGAAGAGCCUGCAAGGAGACCCUGCAGCUGCACUGCUGGAGGUCCUGGACCCAGAGCAGAACCACAGCUUCACAGACCAUUACCUCAAUGUGGCCUUUGACCUCUCCCAAGUGCUCUUUAUUGCCACUGCAAACACCACAGCAACCAUUCCCCCUGCCCUGCUGGACAGGAUGGAGGUGCUGCAGGUACCAGGCUACACUCAAGAAGAGAAGGUGGAGAUAGCUCACCGUCACCUGAUCCCAAAUCAGCUGGAGCAGCAUGGAUUAACGCCUCAACAGCUGCAUAUACCACAGGACACCACACAGCAUAUAAUCAGCAGUUAUACUCGCGAGGCGGGCGUGCGCUCCCUAGAGAGGAAGUUCGGGGCGAUCUGCCGAGCCGUGGCUGUGAAAGUCGCUGAAGGCCACAGAGUCACCAAGACAGAGGCUUCCAGCCCCGAGGACCCAACACAGCAGGAGGACAAGGCGGUGCCCCCCGAGCUGCCCAUAGUGAUCGACCACGUCGCCCUGAAAGACAUCCUGGGACCUCCGCUGUUUGAAAUGGAGGUAUCUGAGAGGCUCACCCUGCCCGGUGUGGCUGUGGGCCUGGCCUGGACCCCCCUCGGUGGGGAGAUCCUGUUUGUGGAGGCCAGUCGAAUGGAGGGAGAAGGUCAGCUCACUUUAACCGGUCAGCUGGGAGACGUUAUGAAAGAAUCCGCCCAUUUGGCCAUCAGCUGGCUCAGGGCCAACGCUAAAACCUACCAGCUCACCAACAUGGUGGGAGGUCCAGACCCGCUAGAAGCAACAGACAUCCACCUCCACUUCCCUGCUGGAGCUGUCACCAAGGAUGGCCCUUCUGCAGGUGUUACCAUAGUAACCUGCCUAGCCUCGCUGUUUAGCGGCCGAUUGGUGAGAUCAGACGUUGCCAUGACAGGAGAGAUCACCUUAAGAGGGCUGGUGCUGCCGGUGGGCGGAAUCAAGGACAAGGUCCUGGCGGCCCACAGGGCAGGAGUGAAGAGCGUCAUCCUCCCUAAACGCAACGAGAAGGACCUGGAGGAGCUCCCGGCUAACGUCCGAGCCGACCUCGACUUUGUCACGGCUGCGAACCUGGACCAGGUCCUGAACGCCGCCUUUGAUGGAGGGUUUCCAGGGACAGCCAGCACCCACACACACCCUCAGCUGAGCAGCAAACUGUAACCCGCUGAUGAAAACACACACACACACACACACACACACACACAUUCAAAUGAUUACUUUCCUAGUGAAGAGAUAAUUUGAGGUAAAUGAAGCUACAAUUCAGAGUCAAGCCCUGUAGGAGGAUUCGGUCAAACUUUACAUGGACAAGUGUUACAUCGUUGUUAUUCACAUAUUGGCUGUACAGCCAUUCACAGCCAGCUUGAUGGUGUUUUAAGCCCCCGUUGUUGACUUCAAGGCAGCGCUGCGACCGUCGAUUUCAAGGCACCUAACCCUAACCAUUGCCUAAUCCAAACACCUCACAGCCAAGACUCGAUCCAGGUCACGUCACCACUGUGUGUAAUCAUGUUGGUGCGUUUAAGAGUUCAGCCUUAGUUUUUCGAGACCGACUGGCUGCUGUUUUCUCGGAUAUUUGCAUUAUAUUAACAGCCCUGCUGUAGCCAAGUGGAGUGGAUGUAAGCUUAUUAAAGCCUCAACACAUUGGUGAGCAACUACAGCACCCUGUUGAUUUAGCUUGAUUGUUAAAGUUUGUGCUGAAAAGAAAGGUAAAGUAAAGGUAAAUUUGCUGAUAUGUUUUGCUUUUCGUAAGUGAUUGAGGCUGAUGAGAUGUGAUCAGAUGGUCUGAUGGUGUGGUGCAGCCUGAUUCCAGCUAUUUCGGUUUUACCAGUUCUUGUAAAUGCACAUGUUGAAAUUUCUUAGCUGUGCAAAUGUUGCAACAACUGUUAACAAAAGACUACUAUUUAGUUUGAUCAUACUGUUAAGUGUGGAAACAAUUUCCCUGGACAAAUAUUCUUAUUCCAUUUAUCUGGCAAAAGUGAUCAGACCUAUUUAAUGUCUGGAAUCCUGUGCACCUGUGGGCAUUGUAUGAGCUGACAUUGUAUGGAGAAAGAUUAAGGGUUGGAUAAUUCCAAGGUAGAAAAGGUAGAAACCUUCCAUGGGAAGUAACGAGUAUAAAAUGAAAAUAUCGGGGUUACCUGCUCAGGCUGUAUUUACCAUGUCAUGUGUAGAUAGAAACAAACCUUUACAAAGAGACAAAAUCCAUUAA
Messenger RNA from Sander lucioperca (pikeperch), 3675 nucleotides. RefSeq names its product lon peptidase 2, peroxisomal (gene lonp2). Gene Ontology annotation, biological process: protein processing; protein catabolic process; protein quality control for misfolded or incompletely synthesized proteins. Gene Ontology annotation, molecular function: ATP-dependent peptidase activity; ATP hydrolysis activity; ATP binding. The record is from RefSeq and is a predicted model, not a curated record. The transcript is spliced from 18 exons. Lineage: Eukaryota; Metazoa; Chordata; Actinopteri; Perciformes; Percidae. Gene Ontology annotation, cellular component: peroxisomal matrix. The coding region runs from base 102 to 2633 and encodes 843 amino acids.